AUGAAUGAUACGAAUGGUAAAAAAAUUGCUUAUUAUAAUCGUAGUGCAAUUCCAAUACUUCCACAUCCACCACAAUCCAGUAAUAAAGACAAUUGUGUUAUCAGUCUAAAUAAUUUUGUUCAAUGGUUAGGUGAUCAAGCAGAAGCUGAAAAUGUAGAGCUCUAUGUUAACUUUGCUGGCAGUGAGGUAUUGUAUAAUCAGGAUGGAAGUGUGCGUGGAGUAGUAACAAAUGAUAUGAUCGUUUACCAAGACAUUAAUAAACAAAUUCAACCUUCGCGAAGGAAAACAGCCACAAACCUAUGGAAUUGGGAUAAAAGAAGUUUGGGAAAUAGAUCCAGCCAAGGAUUGGUGGUGCAUACUAUAGGAUACCCAAUGGAUUAUAAAACUUAUGGUGGUGGAUUUAUGUAUCACAUGGAAAAUAAUAUUCUUCAAGUUGGAUAUGUGGUAGGAUUAGACUAUCAGAAUCCAUAUUUAAAUCCAUACAAAGAAUUUCAGAAAUAUAAACUUCAUCUGUAUAUAAGAAAGUUUCUUGAAGGUGCAAAGGUUACAUGUUAUGGAGCUAGAGCAUUAAAUGAAGGCGGAUAUCAGGAAUGCUUGCAGGAGAAGCAAGCAUAUAAAGCAUUAGCAUCUAAAUCAGAAGCUAGCAAUUCUAGUUCCGAGCCAAUAAUCUUUGAUGAGUAUGAGAAGUCAAUUGAGAAUUCGUGGAAUUGUAUGAAAAAGUGCAAGCCAAUAGAAUAUCCUAAACCUGAUGGUAAGAUAACUUUUGAUCUUCUGGAAAGUGUGUCAAGGAGUGGAACCAAUCAUUCAGAAAACCAACCUGUGCGUUUAAGAUUGAGAGAUGAGAAAGUACUGGUUGAAAGAAAUCUAAAGAUAUUUGAUGUUGGCAACAACAACGAUGGUGAUGAUAUUGGCAUUGAAAAAACUGGAAUUUGUAUGGAUUGGCAUCGUUAUGAUCAUUAUGGUAUGCCUGGGCAAUCAAUUGAAUCUGGAUCAGAACAUGAAGAAAUAAUUCGUGUAAAAGAGAAGGGCGGGGAGGAAGAGAAAAAGAAAGAGAAGAAAAAUAAAGAGAAGGAUUAUUAUUAUGAAACAGAAUUUCGAAGACUUGUAGAAUUUAUUCUAGAUUGUUCGUUGAAUUGUUGGAUAAACCAAUUUGAAAUAGUGGAGAUUUUAAAUGUGGACUCUAGAGAAAUGAAAAUAAACCCUUUAGCAGGAUUUAUAAAAAGCAUUUGUGAUAUUUGUGAUAUUCAUACAAUAGAUAUUAUUGUGAUAAGAGAAGUUACUGAGUCAAGUUUAACUUAUAAUGUACAUGAACUUUGA
Messenger RNA from Entrophospora candida, 1317 nucleotides. NCBI's taxonomy places the organism in Eukaryota, Fungi, Glomeromycota, Glomeromycetes, Entrophosporales, Entrophosporaceae. The record is from the annotation of a GenBank genome assembly.